AUGAUUUUCAGCGCUGAAAAUGAGCCACUUUAUGUGAGUGUACAUUGGAAUUUGAAACAUGUUUCGAUUGAUGAAAAAAGAGGGACAAUGAAGAUUUCGGGGAAAUUGUUGAUGGUGGGUUUUUGGCAAUACUGUAGAUUCUUAACUACAAUUUUCCACGUCAUAUGUUUAUUAGAAAUGGAUCGAUAAAUCGAUAAUCUGGAACCCAGCGGAAAACAACAAUACAAAGGAAUUUCAAUGUUUCCGGUGUAAUAUUUGGAAACCUGAAAUCACAUUUUUGAAUUCAGCAGAUAAAUUAUUACGAAAAGAUCGAACUCGUUUCAAAAUUAUCUCAAAUUGGAAUUCGAGUUCAAUUAUUUUGAUGGAAACAAUAAUUCAUCGAAAUUUUGGAUGUUUUUUCGAUUUUACUGAUUUUCCAUACGAUCAAAAUGAAUGCACAAUUUCGAUUAAACCUGCUAAUUUUUUAUCCAAGUUUUAUUUUUAUAUUGGAGGAUCAAGUUCGAAUUCGGAUUUUAGUGAGUUGCGGAAAUCAAUUUUGUCAGAUCAAUAAACUACAGUAACCCAAAAAAACUACUAUAUGUUUGGGUCUUGAAACCAUAUUUUUUCAGUUUGGGGAAAAGACGAAAUCCGAAUUCUUGGCAAUUUCAAAAUUCAAAAUAUCGUGCAAAGUCAAUGGUUUUUCAAUUCGUGGCAAGAAUAUAAAAAUUCAACAAUUCAAAAUAAUCCGACAGAAAAUGAAAAAAUGUUUUCAAUGCAUCAAACGAAAAUCAUUUUUAAACGGAAUUUUCCAAUUUAUUUUGCUGUAAUUAAGCAACCACUGAUUGUAAGUUUUAAAUAAUUUAUUCAAAAAUUCAUUUCAGUAUCUUCCAGCUUUUCUCAAUUUUAAAUCUCCUCUCAUUUUUUCUUCCAACAAUGCGAUCCAUAAUUUUCUUGCUAAUCUCAAAUAUUUUAAUACAAUUUAUAUUUCUCAAGAUAACUAUCAAAGAAGUUCCAAUUUCAACAUCAAUUCCAAAUUGUAUUUUAUUUUUAGGAACUUCUCUAAUUUUCAAUACUAUUUCCCUGUUUUUCCAUAUUUUCCUCUUUCACAUGAAAUACAGAAAUGUGUCCAAAAUUCGUCCGAUUCUCGCAGUCAUUUUAUUUGUGAUUUAUCUCACAUGUUUGAUAAGUUUUGUAUAA
Caenorhabditis angaria is the source of this 1176-nucleotide messenger RNA. The record is from the annotation of a GenBank genome assembly. NCBI's taxonomy places the organism in Eukaryota, Metazoa, Nematoda, Chromadorea, Rhabditida, Rhabditidae.